Echinococcus granulosus is the source of this 1185-nucleotide messenger RNA. Its product is annotated as Glycoprotein-N-acetylgalactosamine 3-beta-galactosyltransferase. Lineage: Eukaryota; Metazoa; Platyhelminthes; Cestoda; Cyclophyllidea; Taeniidae. Gene Ontology annotation, cellular component: membrane. The record is from RefSeq and is a predicted model, not a curated record. The transcript has 8 exons. The coding region runs from base 1 to 1185 and encodes 394 amino acids. Gene Ontology annotation, molecular function: N-acetylgalactosaminide beta-1,3-galactosyltransferase activity.
AUGACUUUGAUAUAUCGACCUUGCAGUCCUAUUCGCUGGCUUGAGGAGGAAAACCUGCCUGCGGGUGUCGUGUAUUAUCUGUCAUAUGUGCCUGGAAUCAAACGUUCUUUCCUGGUUGCAGUUCGUUUUUUGCCAGUAAUGAUUCGUGGAGUCGUAAUGCGCCGCCCACCGAAGUUGAAGUCAUAUUGUCGGGCAAACUUCUGUGUUUUUCUCCUGGGAGUGUUCAUAGGCAUGUUUGUCUUUCGGCUCCUUGAUAUGCGGGGUCUUUUUGGACGAAGAGCAGCUGUGCAUUUGGAAGAAAUAGAACCUCGCUAUUUUCAUGCCCACAACAUUAGUGGUCACCAUGCGGAUGAGCACACUCUAGCCGAUUCGAUGGCAAAGAAGGUUCGCGUUUUUGCCAUCAUCCUGACGAUGCCUAAGUCCAAAGGCACCAGGGCCGUUCACGUGAAGGCCACAUGGGCACGGCGAUUUAAUGGCUACGUGUUUAUCAGCUCUGAGGAGGACACUAAUUUGCCAUCGAUCCGCGCAGUGCACGACGAGAGUCGAGGCGCACUGUGGGAGAAGACACGUCAAGGUCUGCUUCACGCCUACAAAUAUCAUUUUAACGAUUAUGACUUCUUUAUGAAGGCUGAUGAUGAUACCUAUGUGAUUGUGGAAAAUCUACGAUUCAUUCUCUCCAGACAGGAUCCAAAUAAGCCCAUUCUAAUGGGUAGACGGUUCAAGAAAUAUGUCAAACAGGGCUACACGUCCGGCGGUGCAGGCUACGUGGUUUCACGUGGAGCCCUGAAACUCAUCGUCGACGGCAUGAAUAGUGGCAUUAGGGGCUGUGGCAAGGGAGCUUGCGCUGAAGCCGUGAACGUGACGCUAGUAGAUAGUUUGGAUGAACACGAGCAGGAGGUCUUUCAUCCCUUCCCACCUGCCUAUAUGAUCGACAAAAGGGCCAUGGAGGCAACGUCUUGGGUGCAGUCUUAUAAUUACUAUCCGCUCAAAACGGGUCUCAAUUGUUGCAGUGAUCAUUCUGUGUCUUUCCACUACGUUUCCCCGUGGGAGAUGUACACAAUGGAUUACCUCAUCUAUCACCUUCAUCCAUUCGGGAUUGCCAGAGAUAUGGGGCAGUACAAUGAACUCCUAAAGUUGCGAAAUAACCUAUUACUAGUGGCGCGAGAAGAUCGGAAUUUGGGUUAA